Molecule: messenger RNA, 848 nt
Organism: Closterium sp. NIES-65
Lineage: Eukaryota; Viridiplantae; Streptophyta; Zygnematophyceae; Desmidiales; Closteriaceae
Source: the annotation of a GenBank genome assembly
AUGCACGCCGAUACUGCAGAGAAGGAGAUGCGCCGACGACUGGAGCGUGUCCAAGGGGGUCCCGGCUUGAGCAGCCCCUACGUGGCGGGGGAGACAUGGGGUCUCUCCCCGCGCGAGUGGGGGGAGGUGCAGUCAGCGCUUCGCGCGGAAACGCCGCUGGCCAGCCAGGAGUCCGGCCAACAGAUAAGCGCGGCGCAGAGAAGCCGGGAACCUGACGGGGGGUGCGGAACUGAGCCCUUCCCUCACGUGCGGGCUGAUAUUCGCGCAGCGUCGGCGCGCGCAGAGGAGCAAACAUGGGCCGGGGUCCGCGGCGAAGGGGGGACCGUUGGUCACCUCAAUGUGGACGUGAGUCGGCGCCCCACUCGCCCGGGCCUGCCUCACCACCUCCACGAACGUGUUCGCAGCAUCGAUCGAGGGCAGGAUCCGGCUGGUUGCCAUUCCCGCCUCGCCCUCCGCCUUUCCGCCAGCCCCGCCGUCCCCCGGAACCAGCCGAAUGUGGACGCGGGGGGGACUGCUCGCGGCGACCCGAAUCCCAGCGACGCCCAGGCGACCCCCUCCCCCGCGUCGCCGGAGAUCGCCGCGGAGAGCGUUGCGCGGGGGAUCGCGCUUGGGGUGAGCGCUGGUCUGCCUGACCACGAGGGGAUGGGCGGCGAGGAGAGCGAGGACGUGCAGGGGAACGCUGAUCCCCCUCCCCGCGCUGAUAGUGCUCGCGAUGCUCAGGAGAAUGGCGGCGAGGAGAGGGCGGCCGAGGAGGCUGACGCGGAGGCGAGCACCCACGCUCAUGCCGCGGCUGACCGUCCGGGCGGUUCAACGCAACACGGGCAGGCGCCCACGAAUACUCCGGCGAG